GGUGGCCAGGGCAGCGUCCACAAAGCGGAGUUUGGUGGCGAAACCGUGUGCCUCAAGAAGUUCUUACUGGUCGGCGUCGGAGCGCAGUCCGCGCGCGACAAGAUUGUCUCCAAUUUCAAAAAAGAAGUCGGCAUCAUGGAUAAGCUGCGCAAGCACCCGCGAACCGUCGACUUUGUUGGCAUUUGCACCACGGAUGCGAGUUUUCUCGGCAUCGUCACGCAGUACCUGCCGAACGGGUCGCUCCGCGGCGUCCUCGACGAUGCGCGCGGCGAUGCCAUCACGCCCAAGACGCAGAUCAUCUGGGCCAAGGACAUCGCCAUCGGCAUGGCCUAUCUCCACAAGGAGGGUGUCUUGCAUCGCGACCUCAAGAGUCAAAACGUGCUCCUGACGCACGAGUGGCGGUGCAAGAUUACGGACUUUGGCAUCAGUAAAUCAGAAGCACUCAAGACUAUCGCGACGACCUCAACCAUGCACGGAGGAGCUGGGAUCUCCGGCACGUUUCCGUUCACAGCGCCCGAGGCUUUUAGCUCAAGAACACGUUUUACUGCGAAGUGCGACGUCUAUUCUUACGCGAUCGUGCUCUGGGAGAUCUGGGACCGCGGAAAACCCUGGGACGGCCUCGAUCCGAUGCAGAUCAUGCACGCAGUCGGCAUGGAUCAGGCCCGCCCGAAAGUGCCAGAUUUGAUGCCCGUCGAAGUGCGUGCGCUCAUGUGUCGCGCCUGGUCUCACGACACGGCCGCGAGGCCGGAUUUCGAAGACAUCGUGACGCAGCUA
Molecule: messenger RNA, 774 nt
Organism: Aureococcus anophagefferens
Lineage: Eukaryota; Pelagophyceae; Pelagomonadales; Pelagomonadaceae
Exons: 1
Biological process (GO): protein phosphorylation
Molecular function (GO): protein kinase activity; ATP binding
Source: RefSeq, a predicted model, not a curated record